Effrenium voratum is the source of this 1388-nucleotide messenger RNA. NCBI's taxonomy places the organism in Eukaryota, Dinophyceae, Suessiales, Symbiodiniaceae. The record is from the annotation of a GenBank genome assembly.
UACGAGAGUCUCGAGAUGUGCUCUUUAGAUGGCCUGCUUGAUUGUUGCAGAAGUCCCAGCAGUGCUGAGGUUCAAGUAAAGGAGCCGAGCGCCAAUCCCACAGAGGAAUUGGCAACCUGGCAAUAUGACGCUCUUCUCGACAUGCGAUCGAAAGUGAGUCUGCGCCCAGAGUGGAGGACAAAGACCUGCUGCGGUUCCUGGUGGCUCGCAAGUGGCAAGUGGGUGCAGCAGCGGAGCAGUUCGAGGCCAUGCAGAAGUGGCGAGAAGCCAACGACGUCGACCGCUACCGCCGCAAAGCACCAGGGCCAAUGGGCCCCAAUGCAGCUGCGGAUGCGGCCCAGGAAGACCCAAAGCUGAGUCGGGGAAAUAUCGAGAUGUUUCCGCAGCUCAGGUUGGUGGAGCAGAUUCCGCACGAAGGCUCUUUGCUCUACUUCGGCCAGACCCUGGCCUUUGGCUUCGACAAGAAAGGCCAGCCGAUCCAAAUCCAGAACGGCGGGCUGGCGGGCUGCCGCUUCGCGGACAUGUCACGUUUUGUGGGUGGCCAAGAGCAGGUCCUGGCCAGCCUAGUGCGCUUCCAGGAGCUCCAGGCGGCUCGCAUGGAAGAGUCCUCCAGAAGGCUAGGGCGGCCCAUCACCAAGCAGGUGGUGAUUACAAAUGCCCUGGGGAUGCCGCUGCGCCCACAGCCAGCAGCCGUCGCCGCGUUCAAAGACUUCCUCCUGGUGAGCUCCCGCUACUACCCGGAGUCGUUGGCCGUCCUUUUCGUGGUCAACGCUCCGCCCGUGUUUGUAAUGCUGUAUCGGGUGAUCCAGACGUGGUUGGACCCAGUCACGGCCUCCAAGAUCCAAGUGCUGGGCAAAGACUUCCAAUCCACUCUUCUGGAACACAUCGAUGCGGACCAGCUGCCCCGCAACUACGGGGGCUCAGUGGACUUUGACAUCCUUGGGACCACCUGGAGCCGGGAGGAGUGCGAGCGCUGUUUUUCGGCCUGUCGGCGUGCUUUGAACCACAACGACUGCGUGGAUCCAGCGCCUACAAUUGCUGAGCCGGGCAGCCGGCGGUAUUGGAUGCUCGCCAUAUUGUUUACAGCCUCCUACUUCAUCAUGCAGAAUGUGGGAUUGUGAGUGCUGCUUGACCCGGAGCACUGCACAGACAGGUUUUGCAAAGGGCAGAAACCAGACUUCGCCGCAUAACAUGUCGGCAACCACGUUAGAAGCUACUGAAUAGUUUGCCGCGGGUCAAGACACUCUUGUGUUGGAGAGGGGCGUAGCAGAAGUGAGGCAAUCUAAUUGUUUUUGUGUCGGCAUCCGCUUCGGCUUAGCCUUGCGGAGCCUUCCUGUUUCGAUAUGUGCAGAAUCGUUGUCCUGCAUGGGUCAGACACUUGAGAUGGA